This is a messenger RNA of Aspergillus calidoustus, 558 nucleotides long. The record is from the annotation of a GenBank genome assembly. NCBI's taxonomy places the organism in Eukaryota, Fungi, Ascomycota, Eurotiomycetes, Eurotiales, Aspergillaceae.
AUGGACGAUCAAAUGUACCGUCCCGGGUAUCGUAAGCUGGCACCGAAGGUUGGGUCCGAACCUCCAGCGCAAAACCGUGGCCUCGAGGACAAUCGGAACAGGCGGAGCUCUACCGCAUGCAGCGAAUGUAAACAGCGUCGAAUAAAGUGUAGUGUUGAUGGCACCGGCCCUCCUUGCACCGAAUGCGCGCUUCACGGCAGAGAGUGCAUUUUCGACGAGAGACAGGAUAAGCGUCGAAAAGUGGCCCGCGAGCAAAUCAUAGAGGACCUCAAACGAACUCAAAAUGACCUCAAACGCGCCCGUGGAUAUUUGGAAUACCUGCUCGACGCGAUACGAUACAGCAAUCGAGAUGAAGUUUAUGCGCUUGUCGACGCUAUUAGGAGUGGGGCCUCGGACGAGCAAAUUCCGCACCUUAUAUCGCAAAUUACACGAUUUCCACCUAAGUUCGACUUUUUUAAUCCAGCCGAUGGUUAUCCACGGUAUAACCAGAUGCUCGAUGGAGGUGCGGACGAUACGCCGGACGGUUUACCAGACGGGCCUAGCAGGUCAAGACGAUAG